This is a messenger RNA of Dicrocoelium dendriticum, 1228 nucleotides long. Lineage: Eukaryota; Metazoa; Platyhelminthes; Trematoda; Plagiorchiida; Dicrocoeliidae. The record is from the annotation of a GenBank genome assembly.
GCUACAAUGACGUUUGGACAGAAUUCAAAAAACUUGGGGAUAUCGUAAAUGUAACUAUUCCAGUUGAUGUGAACACGGCUAAAGCCAAAGGCUACGCGUUUGUCGAGUAUUCUGAUUGCCAGAAUGCAGCAAAAGCCAUCACCGUAAUGAAUGGCGUUCAGCUAUGGGGACGUAUACUCACAGUUGAGUACUCCCGGAGUUAUCCUAAGAGUUCCGUUUGUACCCGUUUUCACUUUCUUCCUCAAUCUCAGUCAUGUUUUGGCAUAAGACUAUCACCUUUUUGUGUAACCAGCGUGUUGGACUUCAGCAGAUAUCAUACGGUCAUAGAUGACGGUUUCACUCGCAAUCCGGAUUGCACUCGAUCUCUUGCUUGUCUUUUCUUUGUGCAUCACCGGCGUUGUACUAAGCUUCCUGAUUGUUCACAAUUCUUUUGUGCCGGCGCUCAGCUACAAUACAGUACAGAAGCUUCUCGAGAAAUGGCGCUUCGGUCCAUCCUCAACCCUGUGCAAACGGCACUGUGGCCUACAAUGACACCGAGCGCACCGGUUAUUCCACCACGCUCUAGGUCGUUUUCGUCCAGCGCUCGUAGCAGUAGUCGAAGCACAGACCGCUGCUCUUCGUCAUCCUCAUCCUACUGCUCCCGACGUUAUUCACCAGGAAGUCGAAGCCGAUCAUCCUGCUCCAGGCGCUCGUGCUCUUGCUGCAGUCGGUCUAGGGAGCGCCGUCGACGGUCCACAAUUGACUCUCGUUCUCACAGUCGCCGUUCAGUCAGCUCACGCGGCGCACGACGAAGUGUGAGCGGAUCGAUUGAUCGCAAAUCGCGUCGCAAACCCCGCUCCACCGGGCCUACUUCCGAGGGCGAGGUUACAGAUUUCGAUGAUGAUGACCUCUCAGGUUCGGACACAUCGUUAGGUGACAUUCCGGAUAGUGUCGUUAUCGCCGCUAACCUAAUGCACUCACCACCAUCGUCCGUGUCUUUGUACUCUGCUUCCAGUCGGUCGUCCAGCUUCUCAACUCCUCGCAAAAGAAAGCGGAGUAAGGAGGGCAAACGAUGUCGUUCGAGAUUCUCUUCACGUUACUCUUCCACACGAUCAUCGACGGGAGCUAGCAGGCAUUCCCGUCGACGAUAGCUGCUUGUCGUAAAAUUUUUAACCGGUUUUCUCUUUUGUGAUCAAUUUUUCUCUUCUUAUCUUUCCUUGUGUCGGCUGUGAUAAUAAAAGAAUACUCG